AUGUACAAUUGCACGAGCCCCAUUGGCAUCGACCCCCGAAACAUAGCCCAGCGUAUUAUGGAGAUCAGGUCCCACAUUGCAAAGGAGAUGGCCGAGGACCUCAGCGCUAUCUCAGAGGAGAAUGCUCGCCUGAUGCGGGAGAGCCUGACUGCCAGCCUGUCCUUCCCUGCAUUCUCUCCAGAGGAGGACUCUCCUGAUGGUAGCGGACAGCCAGCGCCUUGA
Messenger RNA from Auxenochlorella protothecoides, 222 nucleotides. RefSeq lists its product as hypothetical. Lineage: Eukaryota; Viridiplantae; Chlorophyta; Trebouxiophyceae; Chlorellales; Chlorellaceae. The coding region runs from base 1 to 222 and encodes 73 amino acids. The record is from RefSeq and is a predicted model, not a curated record. The transcript has 2 exons.